Balaenoptera musculus (blue whale) is the source of this 7355-nucleotide messenger RNA. RefSeq names its product CWF19 like cell cycle control factor 2 (gene CWF19L2). NCBI's taxonomy places the organism in Eukaryota, Metazoa, Chordata, Mammalia, Artiodactyla, Balaenopteridae. The transcript has 18 exons. Gene Ontology annotation, biological process: mRNA splicing, via spliceosome. Gene Ontology annotation, cellular component: post-mRNA release spliceosomal complex. The record is from RefSeq and is a predicted model, not a curated record. Bases 7 to 2682 code for a protein of 891 amino acids.
ACCACUAUGGCGGCUGCCGGUGGUGGCUUUGAAAGUGCGAGGAGCGUCGACGAGCGUAAAGAACAGACCCGGAUUGCCAGGACCGAGGUGUUGCGACAGGCUAAAGCCAAUUUUGAAAAGGAAGAAAGGCAUAAAGAACUUAAACGACUUCGGGAGAAGGAAACAUGGAUGCUACCUGAUGUGAAUAAGCGAGUUGAACAGAUCUCACAGGAACACUGUGUGAAGAAAAAGAAGAAAAAAGACAAGCAUUCAAGAAAAGUAAAAAAAGAGAAGAAAAAAAAGAGCAAGAAACAAAAGUGUGAAAAAAACAAUGAGUCAACUGACAGUUCAUCAAGCUCUGAAGAUGAGUGGGUUGAGGCUGUUCCCUCCCAUACUACUGGCAAGGAAAAGGCCUGGAAGGUGAAAGAUGAAAAGUCAGAAAAAGAAGACAACCAAGUUAUUCAGAGGGAUGAAUGGAUGACUGUUGAUUUUAUGUCUGUUAAAACUGUGUCAUCAUUAUCACUCAAAGCUGAAAAGGAAACUAUAAGGAAAAUAGAGCAAGAGAAAACCCAAGCACUUGAACAGUUCAGACUGCUGGAAAGAGAAUUGAAUCCAUACUGGAAGGAUGGUGGGACAGGUCUUCCACCAGAAGACUGUAAUGUGUCAUCAGUUACUAAAGUAGUAGAAGAUGGUGGUUUAAGCUGGCUAAGGAAGUCUUACCAAAGAAUGAAGGAACAAGCUGAGAAACAAAAUAGAAAUUUUGAAGACAUUGUAGCUGAAAGAUAUGGGUCAAUGGAAAUCUUCCAGUUGAAAUUAAAAGAAGCUGAGAAAACUGCAUUUAUGAAAGAAGACUGUAGACGAGAACGGUGGAGGAAACCAGCAUACUCAGAUAGAGCACAAAGUAGUCAGGAAAGUAGAAAAUCAGACUUGGUAAAAUAUAAUAAAAGUUCAAGAGAAAGAUAUAAUACGACAGAUAUUGCAAAGAAUAUCAAUAAAGAUAAGUUUAGUGGUGAUGAAAAAGAUAGUAGAUCUGGGUCUUUAGAAGCAUGUAGAAAAGAAUCCAGUCCAAAACAAAAUCAAGAGUUUUCUUCUCAUAUAAAUUUGAGACCUAAAUUCUUAAGACCCUCUGAUGAACUGUCAUUUCAUAGCAAGAACAGAAAUUUUGAACCAUCUAGUUCAUCUUCAGCACUGGUCUCUCAGGGUUCUGUACAUUGUGGUUUUCGAAAAUCCACAGAGAACAGUGAAGAAAGUUUAUCAUGGUGGAGUCGAUCUGAUGGGAGAGAAGGAGACAGGAAACAUUCAAAUCGAAAACCAUUAGAAACCAGUCACAGUGUUGACCGUGGACAAGUUUCAGAAGACGUGAGAGAAAAAUCACAGGGUGAAAGCUUGAGAGAGAACUCUCUGAAAAAAGAACACCUACAGGAUACAAAGUCUUCGCUUGCUGGGAGUAGUCCAGUGGAUGACUCUAUCCACAUCUUGAGUGUUGAUGAGAAGAACAAGUUGGGAGCCAGGAUUAUCAAGGCAGAGAUGAUGGGAAAUAUGGAAUUAGCUGAACAACUUAAAGCCCAACUUGACAAGGCAAAUAAAUUCGAAGACAACAUAAUGCAGAUAUCAUCAAAAAAAUCUGGGGUAGAGAAUGAAGAUCAGGAAGAAGUGAUCCUUGUCAGAACAGAUCAUUCUGGAAGAGUCUGGCCUGUGAACACACCACGAAAACAUCUGGAAUCUAAAGGAGGAAGAAGGAAGAGACUGAUUGCUUCAACCUAUGAGGAAAAAGAAAGGGUCAGAUACUUUCAUGAUGAUGAUAUUCUAAGCCUAAAUGAUUUAGUCAAGAACGAAAAGAUGGGAACAGCAGAAAAUCAAAACAAACAUUUUAUGAAAAUGACAUCUAAGUUUAUGGGAAAAACAGAUGGAGACUAUUACACUCUGGAUGACAUGUUUGUCUCCAGAGCAGCUGAGAGAGAAUGUUUUGGUGAAGAGGAGGAGAAUCAGAGGAAAAAAGCUAUUGCUGAGCACCGGAGUCUUGCUGCACUAAUGGAAAAAUGUCUGUAUUGUUUUGACAGCUCUCAAUUUCCCAAGCACCUUAUUGUUGCAAUAGGUGUUAAGGUUUAUUUAUGUUUACCCAACUUACGAUCUCUUACUGAAGGGCACUGCUUGAUAGUCCCUUUGCAGCACUAUAGAGCAGCUACCUUAUUGGAUGAAGACAUCUGGGAGGAAAUUCAGAUGUUUAGAAAAUCAUUGGUAAAGAUGUUUGAAGAUAAAGGAUUGGACUGUAUCUUUUUAGAAACAAAUAUGAGCAUGAAGAAACAGUAUCAUAUGGUUUAUGAAUGCAUUCCUCUCCCAAAGGAAGUGGGUGAUAUGGCUCCCAUCUAUUUUAAGAAAGCCAUAAUGGAAACUGAUGAAGAAUGGUCUAUGAACAAGAAAUUGAUUGAUCUCUCUUCAAAAGAUAUCAGAAAGUCUGUACCCAGAGGCUUACCUUACUUUUCUGUGAAUUUUGGCCUCCAGGGAGGGUUUGCCCAUGUCAUUGAAGAUCAACGCAAAUUCCCUUAUUACUUUGGAAAGGAAAUCAUUGGUGGGAUGCUGGAUGUAGAACCAAGACUUUGGAGAAAAGGGAUCCGAGAAAGCUUUGAGGAUCAGAGGAAGAAAGUACUGCAGUUUGCUCAGUGGUGGAAACCAUUUGACUUCACCAAAAGUAAAACAUGUUGAGACAUACCUUUCAUUUUUUUAUGUCCUCUUCAGAUUUCUUUCAGUUUUAUUUCCAUUGCAUCUAACUAAACAACUGACCAUCAGGUAAUAGGAAGAGAGUCAUGAUCUGGUUUUAUGACAACUGCAUCAUUGGAUUGUGUCGGUUUCCUUCCCCACCUGCUCCUGUGGACUUCAUUGUAGCAACUGUGGAGCAAGACCAGUUAUGUUGUGUAACCUGUGCUUGUCCUGUUCUGUACCUAUGUCUUGGUAUUCUGAACUAUUUAUAUUAACAUAUAGAAAGACUCUUCUGAAGGAUUAUCUAGGAAGUAUAGCAAAUCAUUGCUUCAGAGGGAAGCGGGUCUGCUUCAAGUUUAAGUCUGCUGACUAGCUUCUGCAUUUUUUAAACUAAGAGUUGGCAUAUUUAGUAAUAAUUGAAAUUUCUUUUCACAGCAUUUUAUAGAAGCUCUUAAUUUUCUACCAAUAGCAUAUAUAUUACUACUAUUCUUUUUAUUAAAGGAGAAAAGAAUGUCCCAAAAGUAAUUAAGAAUUAAAUAAGGUAUAUAACAUGUUCAUGAUUUGUUUUUAUUUCUGCAUUUUUAAAUAGUGUCUUUGAAUUUUGGUGAUUUUAAAAGUAAUUGUUCCAAAAAUUACAGUUUACAGUUGUUUGGGGUUUGUAUGAAAGUUAAAAAUUUUAGCCAAAUCAUCAUUUUGGGGUUGUAUUGAUUAUUACAAAAUCUUAAGUAAUGUGAGUAUUUUUAGUGUCAGGAACACAUUCCGUUGUCCCAUUUGAUCUAAGGUUCUUCAUUUUCCUUUAUUCUUACACUUGGUGUGAAGAGAAAAACCCUAUACAUAUAAAAUAUGGCCAUGGUCUCUAAGAGUGUUCUUACUUUAUUUUUUAUAUGGGAGAUAUUUUUGUAGUAACCCUUUUUCAAAGAUGUUGAUUUUUUUGGAGCGGAACCUUGACAUUUUGUCAUGAAAUGUUGAAUACUUAGAAUCAAUGUGACAUGUACUCUACAGUAACUCCUAACUCGAUGUAGUUAUUUUUAAUAUUGACAUCUCAUUUCUUUAGUAUCUUGAAAAAAGAGAAAUGUUUAUGUUCUGUCUGCAGUUUUAAAAUUUUAAUAGAAGUUGGAAGUUUAAUGGUUUCAGAUUCUCAAUAUUUGCAAAUUGGAUUUAAGUUAUUAUCGCAUUGAUACUUGAUAGUAUUUUAUUUAUUGCUGUUUUCAGACUCUUUUGGCCUUGCGGCAAAGUCUCAGAGGAAUCUUUAACAUUCAUUUAUUCAGUCAGUGAGUUAACAAACAUUUGUUUGCAGGGCAUUUUGUUGCAUACUGGUAGUACAAAAGUAAAAAAUACUUCCUAUACCUUAAAUCAUUUCAUAGUUUAGUGGUGCAAGAGACAUGUUCAAAAAUAUUUGCAGCAGAAUAUAAGUUCUAAUGCAAGAUAUGUGCCAAGUGUAUUCAAGUACAGUGCUAAAGGACUGUUUAUACCUCCUCUGUUUUCAUUCUUAGCUGAUGAAUCUUGCUUCCUGUUUUACUGAGAAAAUAGAACUAAAUAGAAGGAAGUUUCUACCACAUCUAAUUAAUAUACCUGCAUCUGUACCCAUGUACUCUGCUUUUCCUCUUGAUAACUAUAGGUAAAUUAUUUUGUUGUCCUUAUCUAGAGCUAGUCAACUCAUUUAUGUACUACUAGAUUUCAUCCUUUUUCACCUACUCAAAUGCCUCUACCCUCUGAAUUAUUAGAUUUUUUCCUCUCUAUAAGAUUAUUUCAAUUAGCAUACAAAACCUUUAAUAAUAUAUCAACAACAAGCCCUGGCAUCAUACUGCCACCCCUAGUCAUUUCUCUUCUCCAGUUGACCAAAAUUCAUUAAAAAAAAUCUUUCCUUUCCUUCCAUCUUCUUCCUGUUCUCAUUAGUUAGACUUCAUCCUCACCAUUCUACUAGUUUUAGUUUUGUUUAUGGUAAGGUCCUCAGUUCCUUCCACAUUGCCAAAUCAAAUAAUUUAUUCUCAGUGCUCAUCUUACUCUAUCAGCUUCAUUGGCAUACUUGAUCACUUCCCCUUCUUGAAACACUAUUUUUACUUUGCUUCUAGAACACUCUCUCUUAUUUAUCCUCUUUCCUUACUGGCUGCAUCCUCUCAAUUUCCUUUGCUGGUUUCUCCUCUUGUCAACUUCUAAGCGUUGAAAUGCCUAUUCUCAAACUGUAACUACUGUAUUCACUCUCUCCCAAGGUAAUUUUCUCAAUAAAAUGGUCUUAAAUACUAUUUUUAAGUUGGUUCAUUUACUCAACAAAUAUUUGAGUGUCUUCUAUAUGCCAGUCACUGGUCUGUGUGCAGGGGUUACAUUAGUGAAGAAAACAAAAAUCCCUGUGUUUGAGGAGUUUACAUUGUAUCAGAGAAGACAGAUAGUACACAUUAGACAAUAAAUAAAUUAUCUAGGAAAUGUCAGAGGUGAUAAGUACUAUGGAAAAAGGAAAAUAGAAGAGAACAAGGAGGAUGUUUUCUAAAUUUUUAUUCACUUUGGACAUCUUCACUGAAUUCCAGAAUCACAUAUCCAAAUACCAACUUGACAUCUGUUCUGUAACUGUAUCGGUAGUAAGCAUAUCUAAACUGAACUCCUGAUUUUCCUCCUGUUCUAGUUAUUUAUAAUACCCAUUUCAUUAUAUCUCAUGGUUUUAUAGGUGAGACGUUUGGUCAGGGCUCAGCUGGAUGAUUUGCCUCUGCUUCAGGAUGUCCGGGACCUCAGCUGGGGUGGCUCAAAUGUCUGGAGAUGACUGGGGUCAUAUGUCUGGAUACUCUGUUCUUCAUACAGUGUAUGCUGAAGCUGGAAUAGUGGAAAUGGUUCCUUUACUCACAUGUGUGGUGCCUAUAGUGGAAUGAAUGGAACAGCUGGGGAUGGGCUGAUAAUACUCUUUUCUCCUAUGGUAAUUUCAGGGUAGUUGGACCUGCUAUAUGGCUUCUGGAUUCCUCCAGAGCAAGCAUUCCAAAAGACAGUUCCAAGAGAUAACAGGUGGAAAGUGCCAGUCUUCUAGAGUCUGGUGCAGCUUAACUUUUGCUGUGUUCUUUUUAUGAUAAAGUUGUCACAGAGCCCACCUACAUUCAAGAAGAGGGGUCAUAACCCUAUCUCUCAGUGGGUGUAGUGUCAAAUAAUUUGUGGUCAUCUUUAGUCUACCACAGUCCACCCUCUGGCCACAAACUUAUACUCCUCCUAUGUGAAAAACAUAUUCAAAUCCACCCAAGAAAGUCCCAUUCCAGUAGGGCAUUAGACUUAGGCUCAAAAUUCAGGAUCCCAUCUAAAUCAGGCCCAGAUGGAGAUGAGGUUACUCAGGUGCUUCAAUCUGAAGACCUGUGAACUUAGACAAAUUAUCUGUACCCCUUACACACACACACACAAUCAAACAUACAGUAGUAAGAGAAGUAUAUAGUUACUGCAGUGGAAACAUUCAUUGAAAAAGAUGGAAAACUUGAGGCACAUUUUAGUCACUGUUCGCUAGUAAUUCUAAAAUUAAGGCAAGCAUAUGUUGCCAGUUGCUUGAUUAGGGCCCCAGUCCUGCUUCCUUUUUUUUUCUUUCCCCAGUCCUGCUUCUUGAGAAUGAUUCCAUUGGGCUCUUUGCUCUGCCCUUUGCACUGUUGGUUCAACCCUCAGUCAGCCUUUGUUUUUCAUAAGAAAUAACUCAAGACUUACACUUCCAGCUAAGACAAAGUAACCACAUUAUCUUCCUGUCCAAAACAACUGAAAAAUAGACAACAUAUAUGAAAGGAUGGUUUUUAAGACAUGGGAUAUCAGGCAAGAAAGUAUAAUGAGCCCUAAGAGAUGGAGGGAAAGUGAGAUAAACCCUGUAUUACCCUAUCUUAUUGCUGUGAGGGUUUCCACCUUGUGGUACAAGUUGGGAGAAUCCAGGCAGAGCCCGUUGAACUAACUGAGUUGAGGAAGUAGAACUAUGAGUCUGGGGAGACUAAGACAACAGGACUGGUUACUAGAGAAGAGAUUGCUACACAGAGAGAGAAUUCUAGAGAUCUUCAGAGGGUCCCCUUCUAGUAUCUGUAGACUGACUAAUUGUAUGCAUGUGAGGAAACUACCCAAGGCCAGGAAAAGAUUGACCUACCCGAGAUGAUUAAGGGGAACCUUUCUUGAUAGCUAGAAUGGAAAAUUUCAAGAUUGACUAGGAAUUGGAUAGAGUACACAGAUGGUAAUUGCAGUGUAGAAUAAUUAUUCCAACACUUAGCACUGAUCUAGUUUUGACAGACAUCUUAAAAGCAAGAGGCAAAAGGCUCAAACUGUUUCCAAGUAACUGCGUCUUGGAACAGAGCUUAAAAGUAUGUAUAGGAAUAAAAAUAUAUCCAAUAGUCACAAUAUAAAAUUCAAAGUGUCUGGCCUCCAGUCAAAAAUUACAAGGCAUGCAAAGAAAGCAGCUACAUGGAUAAAUAUAUAAGAUUUUUUUCUUAUUCUCUAGAUUUCUUUAAAAGAUAUUUUACUUUUAUAAACAAAAACAGUAUGAGGUUUAUAACAUAUGUAAAAGCAAAAUAAAUGACAAUAAUAGCACAAGGGUGGGAAGGGGAGAAGUGAAAGUACAGGAUAUUGUACUAUAUUUGAAGCAGUAUAACAGAACUUGAAUGUAGGCUGUGAUAAAGAUAUGUAAUUAACUCUAAAGCAGAUCCUAAGAUUAAAAAAAACAAGCAAAUAAAGAUUUAUAGCAAAAA